AAUCACGCUCAUAUUUACUUUGGUAUCCACCAGCCGUAACAUCGACGCUUGGAUUGACCUACCCACCUCUGAACUUCCUGCUUCAUUUUGUUGACAAUUCUAAUGAUUUUUUUUCAUAGUGGACGUUAACUUGUAACACAGGACAACGUCGAGUAAGGGAGCCACAACGGGUUCAAAGCUUUCGAAUGGUUCAUGCACAUAGUUAAGAGGCUGAAAACUGAAGACAAGAAAGAAUACAACCAGGACAGCAUCAGGGAGUCACUGGCAGGCAUGCCGGUGUUUGAUGAGCUCUCGGAGAGCACAGAAGUGGUGGAGAUGGAGGAUGUGAAUUCAACCCCCUUCCAGGUGCAAAAGCACACGUGGACCGAUCUGCGAAAAAUCAUCCAAGGGAGCCGCAGGUCCUUGGCCUUGCUCUUCAGCAAGGCACCGCAUUAUUUCCACUUUGUGCAGAAGGACGAGUCCAGCCCACAUUCCCAUCGCCUCUACUUCCUUGGUGUGCCAUUCCCCAGGAGGGAGAACUCAUUGCUCUACUCCGACAUUCCGAGGAAGGUACGCAAAGAGGCGCUUCUUAUUUUGGCAUGGAAGCAGCUGCUGGACAACUUUCAGACCAGUCAUCGCAAGAAGACCCUGUCCCGUGAGGAGGAGAUGCUGCGAGAGAGGAAGCGCUUGGGGGUGUCAGGCAUCACGUCCUAUGACUACCACCCAUCCAAGGGCCUCUUUCUGUUCCAGGCUAACAACAGUCUGUACUGGUGCAGUGAUAACAUAAAUGAUAGUAAAGUUCCUAUGGAUCCUGUUGAGCUUCCAAGCCAGUGUUCUAGCACGCGCAUGGAUGCCAAAAUCUGCCCCGCUGACUGUGACUUUAUCAGCUUUAUCCACAACAAUGACAUUUGGGUGACCAGCAUCAAGACGAGUGAAGAAAAGCGGCUCACUUUUUGCCAUAAAGGCAUCGAUAAACCAUACGAGGAUGCCAAAACUGCUGGUGUUGCCUCUUUUGUCACUCAAGAAGAAUUUAAUCGUUUCACGGCAUACUGGUGGUCCCCAGUGGCACAUGAUGAAUCAGAUGGUGGAAAAACACUGAAGAUUCUGUAUGAGGAAGUUGAUGAGUCUGAGGUUGAUGUUAUCCACGUCCCCUCUCCAGCACUGGAGGAUUGCAGCACUGAUGUGUACCGAUAUCCACGUGCAGGCAGCAAUAAUCCUGUGAUUACACUGAAAUUACUGGAAAUCAAGACCGAUGAAUUUGGCAAAAUCGUCAGCACGCAAGAAAAAGAGUUGCCUGCACCCUUCGCCACGUUGUUCCCGAGGGCAGAGUACAUCAUUAGAGCUGGGUGGACUAAAGACGGACGAUAUGCAUGGACAUCCAUGAUGGACAGACGCCAGCAGCAUCUUCAGUUGGUCCUAUUGCCUCCGUUGCUCUUCAUUCCUACAGAGCAGGACGAGACCACCAGACUGGAACGUCUGCGGUGUCUUCAGGAUCUGGGAGAAGCUGUCAGCCCACUCAUCAUUUACCAACAGACCAGCGACAUCUGGAUCAAUGUCCACGAUAUCUUCCAUCCAUUCAUCCAAAGCAACGAUAAGGAGUUUACGUUCAUCACUGUAAACGAGUCCAAAUCAGGGUUUUGCCACCUGUACAAGGUCACCGUGCUGUUAGACCGUGAACACUUCGACUGGACCAGCUACACACACUCUGAAGAUAAUUUCCAGUGUCCAAUUAAAGAGGAGGUGGCACUAACCAGUGGAGAGUGGGAGGUAUUGGCCACCCUUGGCGCAAAGCGAUCAUCCAGCCCUCAGAUUUGGGUGGAUGAGAGAGAAAAGCUGGUGUACUUUCAGGGAACAAAAGACUCGCCCCUGGAGCAUCACUUGUAUGUAGUGAGCUACGAGUCUCCGGGAGAAAUUGUGCGACUCACCAAACCUGGUUUCUCCCACAGCUGCUCUGUGAGCCAUACAUUUGACAUGUUUGUGAGCCACUACAGCAGCCUAACCAACACACCCUGUGUGCAUGUCUACAAGCUGAAUAGCAGAGAUCACAACCCACUGAGCAAAGAGCCUGAGUUCUUGGCGAGUCUGAUGGAGCCAUCUGGUUACCCACCCCAUUACACUCAUCCUGAGAUCUUUAGCUUCUUAGGGACCUCCGGUUUCCAGAUUUAUGGCCUCUUGUACAAACCACACAACUUGCUCCCUGGGAAGAAAUAUCCAACUGUUGUCUCUGUCUAUGGUGGCCCUCAGGUCCAGUUGGUCAAUAACUCGUGUAAAGGUUUGAAGUACCAGCAGCUAAGCAUACUUGCUGCUCUUGGUUACGCUGUGCUCGUCGUUGAUGGGCGGGGCUCCUGUCAGCGAGGACUCAAGUUUGAAGGAGCUGUGAAAGACAACAUUGGCCAGGUGGAGAUUGAAGACCAGGUGGAAGGUUUGCACUAUGUAGCUGACAAGUACAAGUUUGUGGACUUGAACCGCGUUGCCAUUCAUGGGUGGUCAUAUGGAGGCUUCCUCUCUCUCAUGGGACUCAUUCACAGACCUGAUAUCUUCAAGGUUGCCAUCGCAGGUGCACCAGUGACAUUGUGGAUGGCUUAUGACACUGGAUACACCGAGCGGUACUUGGAUACUCCCGAAAACAACCAGAAGGGCUACGAGGACUGCUCUGUUGCACUGCACGUCGAUAAGUUCCCUAAUGAACCAAACAGACUAUUGAUCCUGCAUGGAUUUCUAGAUGAAAAUGUGCACUUUUUCCACACCAACUUCCUGGUGUCCCAACUUAUCCGGGCGGGGAAACCAUACAGCCUUCAGGUAUACCCCAAUGAACGACACAGCAUUAGGUGUCCAGAGUCUGGAGAACACUAUGAGAUCACAUUGCUCCACUUCCUCCAGCAGAACCUCUGAUAAGCCUUUCUCCACACAUCCUUACUUAGUCUAGGCAACUUUUUCUACCGGUAUCCUGGAUCUAGGCAAAAGUGUCCACUUUGUUCAUUAUUACGUCUAACAUUUUAUUGACUUUGUGAUAGACUAUGACCAUUCUCCUCUCAUGUGAUCUUUGGAACAUUCAACAUAGUUAAAUUGCCUCUGCACUCAUCUGCAAUAUAUUGUAUCUUCUAUUGAUAUUUACAACUUUUAGUAUUUUUAAAAAAAGGUAAUAUAAUAUUAAUAUAAAUCAUAUUUGUUUUAAAUGAAAAAAAAAAACACUUGUCUGCAAACAAACAAACUGAUGACAAAAAAUUUGUCCCAUUUAGUUUUUUAGUAUAUCUAAAACAGGAUGUUUGAGUGCUGUUGAGUAAUAUCAGUUUCAAUCUAUUAGUAUUUUUUGUUUUUGAUUGAAUUUAAAAUCAUUAUUGCCUAGGGUUAUUGGACAGGUGAUCAAAUCCUAAAAGGCAAACUAGUGUCGCAUGUAACAUGCAGUAUGUGUAAAAGAGUUCAACUUGUUUUUAGGGAUGUAUGAUAAAUAUAGGACCGGUAUGAGAAAUUAUGACAUUAUGUUGGUAAAUCCGAUAAGAUGAAAACGUAUCCAUCCAUCUAUUUUCUAUAAAGCGUGUCCUCAUUAAGUCACGGGCAAACUCGAGCCCAUCCCAGCUGACUUUGGGCGAGAACCCUAAAAUUGGUCGCCAGCCAAUCGCCCGGCACAUAUAAACAAACAGCCGUUUACGCAAUUGACAAUUUGGAGUCUCCAAUUAACCCAGUCCUUCACAAAUAGUGGGGCGGGCCCCCCUGGGGGGGCACAUGUGACCUCGGAACAUGCUUAUUUAGCCAUACCAGAUACGAUGAAGCAAAUGCAGCACUUGACUUCACUGUAACCACGGUGGGAGACGAGGAAAGGCCAGUGUGUUGUUAUCAAUGUUAUAGACAAAUGAUACUAUAUAUAGUCACGGAGGAGAGUGGGGGGGGCGCAAAAUAUUUUCUUAUUCCUACGGGGGGCAUAACAGAAAAUAUUUGAAUUAACCGAACAUGCAUCAGAGAGAUAAUUAUCAGACCAAUAUUAGGAAUUAUGACAUCGUAUUGAUGAAUCCGAUGCUCCAAUUAGGGCAGAUCGAUCGUACUGUGCUGCAGGUGUGUUUUGGUGAGAAAAUCAAGCGCUUCUUUUCUCCUACCUGUAAACUUCCCCUGAGCUCAUUGUAAACAAACAUGGCGUCGAUCGUGUGAAACUUCUUAACUGUUUCAGAGGAAGACUUUUCGCGUGUUAUUUGCAGCAAAUGUUUUGCAAACCGUUCCUUGAGGAAGGAAAAAAAACAUCAAGGGUCAACACAUCAAACCUUAUCAACCACCUGAAAAGCCAAUAUCACUACGAUGGUGUUUUGAAAGUCAAAGAAGACUUCUUAGACUUUUUCAGUGUUUCAGUGGGAAGAUAUUUUGUGUGCUAUCUGCACCAAAUGUGCAGAUAAGAGAUUCAGGAGAAGAAGAAAAAACUUCAAGCUUCAACACAUCUAACCUUAUCAGCCACCUAUAACACCAGUAUCAUGUCGCAAAGAAAGGUGUGCACAAACUAGUUGAAUCCAAAUUUUAAAAAAUCAUAGAUGUCAUUAAGUUAUUUGUCUUGAGAAGCAGGAAGUUAUCGUAUCGGCUUGAAAAAAUAUAAUCAUGCAU
Entelurus aequoreus (snake pipefish) is the source of this 4563-nucleotide messenger RNA. RefSeq names its product dipeptidyl peptidase 9-like. The record is from RefSeq and is a predicted model, not a curated record. NCBI's taxonomy places the organism in Eukaryota, Metazoa, Chordata, Actinopteri, Syngnathiformes, Syngnathidae. The coding region runs from base 193 to 2871 and encodes 892 amino acids. Gene Ontology annotation, molecular function: serine-type peptidase activity; dipeptidyl-peptidase activity. The transcript is spliced from 21 exons. Gene Ontology annotation, biological process: proteolysis.